Molecule: messenger RNA, 3149 nt
Organism: Colius striatus (speckled mousebird)
Lineage: Eukaryota; Metazoa; Chordata; Aves; Coliiformes; Coliidae
Gene: SUGP1
Product: SURP and G-patch domain containing 1
Exons: 14
Coding region: 24-2093 (689 amino acids)
Biological process (GO): RNA processing
Cellular component (GO): nucleoplasm
Molecular function (GO): RNA binding
Source: RefSeq, a predicted model, not a curated record
CAUCGUGGGACGGCGGCUCCAAAAUGGACAACCACAGGGAUGCGCCAGGGAAGGCGAGCCGCUGGUUUGGGGUCGCGCAGUCGAAGUCGGCCAAGACGAACGUGAAUAUCCUUCACCAAGAGGAGCUGAUAGCGCAGAAGAAGAGGGAAAUCGAGGCCCGGCUAGAGCAGCAAGCGAGACAGAAUUCCUUGAGCAUACAGCAGCUCCCCCUGCUUGGAGAAGAUGAAGGUACUGACAAUGAAGCCUGUGUUUCCAACAAGUUUGUUAAUGAUGGCAGUUUCCUCCAGCAGUUUCUCAAGCUGCAGAAGGAAAAGUCAAGUGCUGAACCUCCCCCAAGUUCUACCAACAACUCAGCAAACAGUGCUGCAGCCCACGUUGGGAAGAAGCCUCUGGUGUUUGGGAAGCGGCCUGGGCAGGUGCUGAGCAGCAUGCUGCACCAAGCCAAGCACUACGGCCACGCCAAGCAGAGCCCCCUGCUCAACCGCCUCAGUGUCUUUCAGUCACCAGAUGAAGAUGAGGAGGAAGAUUAUGAGCAGUGGUUGGAGAUUAAAGUUUUACCCCCAGAGGAUGCAGAGACCAGACAAGUGGUGGAAAAGCUGGCUAGGUUCGUGGCUGAAGGGGGACCAGAGUUAGAGAAGGUCGCUAUGGAAGACUACAAGGAUAACCCAGCUUUUUCGUUUUUGCAUGAUAAGAACAGCAGAGAAUUCCUUUACUACAGAAAGAAAGUGGCAGAGAUAAGAAAAGAGAAUCAAAGUCCUCAGGCAUCCUCUUCUCAGAAAGUUUCACCCCCAGACGACGAAGAGACAAAGAACUCAGCUGAGAAACUGGCCAGGUUCAUAGCAGACGGGGGUCCUGAGGUGGAAGCUAUUGCCAUGCAGAACAACAGAGAGAACCAGGCUUUCAGGUUUUUGUAUGAGCCAAACAGCAAAGGCUACAAGUAUUACAGGCAGAAGCUGGAGGAGUUCCGUAAGGCCAAAGCCAGUGCUGGCUCAGCCCCCUCACCUGCAGAGCCCAGUCUGAAAAGGAAGAGCAGCCUGGAGGCAUCACCAUCACCUCUGUGCUUACCAUCUUUGCCUUUGCCCUUGCCCUCACCUUUGCCCUUGCCUUUGCCUGUUCCUUCACCCUUGCCCUUGCCCAUUCCCUCGCCUUUGCCCUUGCCGGUUCCCUCACCUCUACCCUUGCCCUUGCCCCUGCCCUCCCCCUUGACCUCCCCUUCACCAUCAUCCUCUACAACUCCACCUGAGCAGACAGCUGCAAGCACUGCUGCAACACCUCCAGCUCCUGCCCCAGGCACUACUAAAAAGAAGCGGAAGAGCAGGUGGGGGCCAGAGGAGGACAAGGUGGAAUUGCCUCUCCCACAGCUCAUCCAACAGCUGGAUUCUCCCUCUCCUCUCUCAGUUCAGGACCUGAAGGGUCUUGGUUAUGAAAAAGGGAAACCUGUUGGUUUGGUUGGUGUGACAGAGCUCUCUGAAGCCCAGAAGAAACAGCUGAAGGAGCAGCAGGAGAUGCAGCAGAUGUAUGAUAUGAUCAUGAAGCACAAGAGAGCCAUGCAGGAGAUGCAGAUGAUGUGGGACAAGGCGAUUCAGCAGCACCAGCACGGCUACGACAGUGAUGAAGAGGUGGACAGCGAGCUGGGGACCUGGGAGCACCAGCUGCGACGCAUGGAGAUGGACAAGACACGAGAGUGGGCUGAGCAGCUGACCCAGAUGGGCAGAGGAAAACAUUUCAUUGGAGACUUUCUUCCACCUGAUGAGCUGGAGAAAUUCAUGGAGACAUUCAAGGCUUUGAAGGAAGGACGUGAGCCAGAUUAUUCUGAAUACAAAGAGUUCAAACUGACAGUGGAGAACAUAGGUUAUCAAAUGCUAAUGAAGAUGGGCUGGAAGGAGGGCGAGGGACUUGGCUCAGAUGGACAGGGGAUUAAAAACCCAGUCAGCAAGGGAACUACUGCUGUGGAUGGAGCUGGUUUUGGAAUUGACAGACCAGCUGAGUUAACCAAGGAGGAUGAUGAGUACGAGGCGUUCCGCAAGCGGAUGAUGCUCGCGUACCGCUUCCGACCCAACCCGCUGAACAACCCACGGCGACCUUACUACUGAGAGUGGCUUUUUUUGGGACAGUGUCUUUUGUUCAAAACAAUUACCAUUUUUUUUCCUCCCUGUGAAAUGUUCUGAAACUGCAUUACCAUUCUCUUCUUUGCUGACCUUGUAAAACUUCACCUGAAGUCACAAAACACCCAUCUUCCAUCCAGAAGGAAGGCGACCUGCAAGCCCACUCGAGUGUCGUGACAACCGUGUCGUAACAGGGCCUGGCUGGUGUUGGGAGAGGGGAGAUCAGGGGAGAGGGGAGAUGUUCAACCUGUGCCCUUCACACAGUGCCAGGGCAGCACCAAAGAUACCAAUAGGAACAGUUCAGGGACUCUGUGUGUGUUUAGCUCAGUGCCAUCUCAACGGGGAACGUGUCUUUUGCCUAACAGCAGCUCCUCUCCUGUUCAGAUACGUGCAGCUCCUGCUGCUCUGGGGGGUUGGUUUGGAUGGCUUGAUUGCAAAUACAAGGGACAGCCCCAGCUCCUGGGGGUUUUGCUCAGUCAGGUGCUUGUUCCCUGAAGAAUUGGCUUCAAGAGUAUAGUCUGACCUUGCAAACCCAGUGCCUCAUUGUUUGCCCUCUUGAGUGUGGCUUCGAGGGAUGAGGAGGCACAGGGCAAGUUCAGUGAGCUCUGGAGGCAACAGCCUCUUGGUUUCUUGAACACUAAACCCCCCCCUCAACUUCCCAGCACAAAGAGAGACUUGCUAACACCUCCUGAGGAUGGGAGAGCCAAAGAGCCAAGCCUUGGAGCACAGUUUGGCAAAGGCCACAUGGAUUUUGUUGUCAGAAGAAACCCCUCUACAAACACAAACCCUCUUCAUUCACUGUAAAUAAAGUAAAACUCAUUUGUUCCUUAGUCCUAACCACUGAGGUUUUUGGAAAGGAGGAUCUUGCUGUGGCUUUGCAGCACUGCUCUCCAUCUCUUUCCUUCCUUCCUGGCAUCUUAAAUCCAAGUGAGGUUGGUUGGUAUUGGUUUCCUUUUGCCUUUCUUUUCCCUCCAUACCGAUACUUGGCGUGUGAUUCCCUUUUGGUAACUUUUCUUAACAAGGUAGAGUCGAGGAUUUGCCUUU